GAUCCCCAUAAACUGUUUGCCUCUCAUUAUCUCAUUUACAGUUCACAUUAACGAUCGCGCAGGCCAAGGCCAGCAACAAUAUCCUCUCCGACGAAUUCAUUCCUAUCGAACCCCGCUCUCACGAGCCAGGCAUCUAAAUAAACCGACAUUUCACAGGCCCGCUCUGAACAUGGCGACAAAAGCGGGGGAUAUUGACGGCGACGUCAAGGCAACUCCAGAUACCAUGGAAACCGUAGUUAAAGACACGACUUUGGAAACCACGCAAGAUGCAAAAGAAGUUACCCCGCCAAAGGCUGUUGAGCCCGAAUCUUUUGAGGAUGCGCCAGAUCCAGAGGAAGACGACCUGGACGACCUAGACGACAUGCUCGAUGAAUUUUCCCCAACUAAGACCGAGUCCAAAGCUGCAACCACCGAGGCCCCCAAACUAGAGAAAUCCACAGCCGAAGGCGCCUCCGAUGAGAUGGCCGAUCUUAAUGGCAUGUCGGAGGAAGACUUUGCAAAGCAUUUACAAGCCGACAUGGCCAAUCUUUUGGGUGGCAUGAAUUCGAACCCAGAACUCGCAGCCCAGUUCGAGGAGAUGAUGAGCAAGAUUGCUGCAGAAGGUGGAGAAGGACUUGGUGACUUCGGGGCUGGCAUCAUCCCCGAAGCUGCUGGGGCUUCGCAACAGUCUGCGAAAUCUGCAGCACCCUCAGCGGCGGAAGAAUCUUUCCAAGACACUAUUAAGAAGACUAUGGAGAAAAUCCAAGCCUCGGGGGAGCAGGCUACGGCGGCGGCUAAGGAAGAUGAUACCGAUGACAUCCUGGCCGAGUUGAUGAAGCAGAUGCAAUCUAGCGGCCUCGACGGCGAGGGUGGCGAGGAGGACUUCUCAAAGAUGCUACUUGGAAUGAUGGAGCAAUUGACAAACAAGGAUAUCCUCUACGAACCCAUGAAGGAACUGCACGACAAGUACCCUGCCUGGAUGGAGAAGAACAAGGCAACCACUAGCAAGGAAGACCUCAAGCGUUUCGAAGAGCAGCAGAAGGUUGUUGCGGAAAUAGUUAAGAAGUUCGAGGAGCCGACAUACACAGACGCAAGCCCGACCGACAGGGAAUAUAUUGUGGAAAGGAUGCAGUCGAUGCAAGCCGCUGGCUCGCCCCCGGCGGAUCUAGUAGGAGAUAUGGCUUCGGCACAGGAAGCAUUUGGUGCACCACCAGACGAAGGGUGCCCUCAACAAUGAUAUAUAUAAGAGAACCAUUCAGUCACAUAAUAGUAUAGCCUUGAUUAUCAUCCUGUAGUAGUACUCGAAAUUACAGAAACGCGAAUAUACUCCCCAGUGGAUAUCCUG
Messenger RNA from Pseudogymnoascus verrucosus, 1324 nucleotides. It is a transcript of the gene PEX19, whose product is annotated as Peroxisome chaperone and import receptor. Gene Ontology annotation, biological process: protein import into peroxisome membrane. NCBI's taxonomy places the organism in Eukaryota, Fungi, Ascomycota, Leotiomycetes, Thelebolales, Thelebolaceae. Gene Ontology annotation, cellular component: peroxisome; peroxisomal membrane. Bases 170 to 1216 code for a protein of 348 amino acids. The transcript is spliced from 4 exons. The record is from RefSeq and is a predicted model, not a curated record.